AUGCAGCUCUCCGGGGCAGCGCUGCUGCUGUGCGCCGCGGCGGCGGGGAUGGCGGCGGGACCCGCACCGGGAAUGGGCCGAACCGGGACCGAACGGCGGCCGGCGGCGGGCGGCAAAGAGCGGAGGGCGCAGUUCGCCUCCUGGGAUGAGGUGAACGUGAUCGCCCACGGGCUGCUGCAGCUCGGCCACGGCUUGAAGGAGCACGUGGACAGGACCAAGGGGCAGAUGCGGGAGCUCGGCAGCCGCCUGAGCGCCCACAACAGCUCCAUGGGGCGGCUGCUGCGCCAGGCUCGGGAGACGCAGGAGCAGGGAGAGCUGCUGCGGGCCAGCGUGCGGGAGCUGGAGGGCCGCGGGCGGCAGCUCUUCAACCUCUCCGAGACGCUGCGGCAGCGGUUGGAGGAGGUGGCGGCCGACAAAGCCGAGAUCCAGGGCCGGCUGGAGCAGCUGGAGGGCCGCGUGCGGCAGGCGCUGCAGGCGCGGCCGGCGGAGAACCAAAGCUCCAAGGACCUGGGAGCGCUGCAGACCCUGAUGGAUGCCCAGAACUCGAGAAUUGAGGAGCUCCUGCAGAAGAUCAAGCAGCAGCAGUACAAGCUGGACAAGCAGAAUCUGCAGAUUAAAAGCCUGCAGAGCAAGGUCAACCUGCUGAUCCCUUUACAUCUGAAGGACAACAAAACACAGUCUCCAAAGUGGAAGAUAAACCCAAAGAAAAGCUUCAGCCACACCAACCAGAGCCAUAAUGUGAGCGUGGAGCCCGUGCUGCCACACAAGCUCCCAGAGGACUGCCAGCAGCUCUUCCUGGCUGGGCAGCAAAGCAGCGGGGUCUUCCAGGUGCAGCCCUCAGGGUCCCAGCCCUUCAAAGUCUACUGUGACAUGACUGCAGAAGGUGGCUGGACGGUGAUCCAGAGGCGUACAGAUGGCUCUGUGGACUUCGACCAGCUUUGGGAUGCCUACAAGAAUGGCUUUGGAGACCUUCAUGGUGACUUCUGGCUGGGCUUGGAGAAGAUCCAUCACCUGGUCCAGGAGGGAAGGUACAACCUCCUGAUUGAGCUGGAAGACUGGGAGGGAAACUCCCAGGAGAUUCAGUUUGAGUUCAGCCUCGGUGGGGAGAGCACAGCCUACACACUCAACCUGCUGGGACCUCUGUCUGGAGAACUGGAAAAUGCCAUUGGGGACUUUAGGCAGCUGCCCUUCUCCACUCGGGAUCGUGACCACGAUCUCAAAGCGGACACAAACUGUGCCAAGCACCUCUCAGGUGGGUGGUGGUUCAGCACCUGCGGCCACGCCAACCUCAAUGGGAAGUACUUCCGCUCCAUCCCUCGCCAGAGGCACGAACGCAAGCAGGGCAUCUUUUGGAAGACUUGGAAGGGCAGAUACUACCCUCUGAAAUCAACCACCAUGAAAAUCCAACCCACAGUGCUGGAAGCAGAGCCCUAAAGCUGCCGUUUCAGACUUGACCUUUCCAGCGGAGCGCGGUCGCGAGCUCCAUCAGUUGGUGUUUACAGGAAACAAACCCACCCUCCCCAUGGA
Molecule: messenger RNA, 1527 nt
Organism: Centrocercus urophasianus (Greater sage-grouse)
Lineage: Eukaryota; Metazoa; Chordata; Aves; Galliformes; Phasianidae
Gene: ANGPTL4
Product: angiopoietin like 4
Exons: 7
Coding region: 1-1434 (477 amino acids)
Biological process (GO): triglyceride homeostasis
Molecular function (GO): enzyme inhibitor activity
Source: RefSeq, a predicted model, not a curated record